GCCACAUCACACCAUUCACAUUUCAGCGGCUGACGGCGAGUCACGGUCGCGCGAUAAGACGGGACCCGCGCUCCAACAACGGGCAGUGGAUAGCACUUACGCGCCAGCACUUCAUCAGGCCGUGAUCACGAUGGCAGAGGUCGUGGAGUGUAACAGAACCGCGGCACUAUCCGACGGUGAGGCCAACCACAACACGCCGGAACCACAUCCAAUGAUCAAAUUCAUCGAACUGCAGGACAAACAAAACAAGGCAACGGAAGUCGAGAUCCCGGUUCCAUAUGGCAAGGUGGCUGGCAAAUGGUACGGUCCGCAGAAUGUGCGACCAAUCGUUUGUCUGCACGGUUGGCUCGAUAACUGUGGAACCUUCGAUCGGUUGCUACCGCUGCUGCCGGAGGAAGUGAGCUUCUUGUCGAUAGAUCUGCCCGGUCAUGGAUACUCCUCGAGGAUACCGGAUGGUAUGGUGUACUAUCAGCUGGAUUGUAUCCCACUGCUACUAAACAUCAUGCAGGAAUACGGCUGGACAAAGAUCUCCCUGAUGGGUCACUCGAUGGGUGCGAUCAUUUGUUUCAUCUUCACCGCUCUGUUCCCGGACAAGGUGGAUCUGCUGAUCGGUAUUGAUGCCCUCAAGCCCCUCAACCUCCCCCGGGAUCGUUUUCCUGAGCGAUUAAGCAAACAGGUCAUGAAGCUCAUCGAAGCAGACACCCGGAACCGGGAAAAAUCGGAACCACCUUCGUACGCAUACGAAGAAAUGAUCGAUCGGUUGUACGCCGGAACGGCGGCCUCGGUAACACGCGAAACCUGUCCGUACCUUCUACAGCGGAACAUUAAACCAUCGCGCAAGUUCCCCGGGAAGUACUACUUCGAUCGGGACAAUCGGAUGAAGUACAACGUUAUUCCUGGCUGGGCGGACAGUAUUAACUGGGAGCUAGCAAAGCGCAUCACAGCACCCUUUCUCACGAUCCGGGCACUGGAUUCGAUUAACCGGGGUGCAAAGGAAGGCUUCGAGGAGACGGUGGCCGUACUGAAGGAAUCGAACCCACGCUAUGAGGUAGCUUAUGUGAAGGGUACCCAUCAUGUUCAGCUGACGGAACCGGAAAACUGCGUUCCGGUGUUGGUGGCCUUUUUGCGCAAAUAUUGGCGUAAAGAGCCGGAGGUUGUAAGUCGUCUAUGAGAGGCUAUCUGAAUGGAAUGAACAGGGAGGGUUGUACAUUGGAACCAGAAUGAUAAGAGGAAUUUAGGAACUAGAAUUUAUUGCUUUCAACUGCUGGACGGAACGGGUUUACUGGAAAUAAAGAGGAUCACGCACGUGUUCGUG
Molecule: messenger RNA, 1315 nt
Organism: Anopheles darlingi
Lineage: Eukaryota; Metazoa; Arthropoda; Insecta; Diptera; Culicidae
Product: probable serine hydrolase
Exons: 2
Coding region: 131-1171 (346 amino acids)
Source: RefSeq, a predicted model, not a curated record